Calliphora vicina (urban bluebottle blowfly) is the source of this 4876-nucleotide messenger RNA. RefSeq names its product mutagen-sensitive 101 (gene mus101). Gene Ontology annotation, biological process: mitotic DNA replication checkpoint signaling; DNA replication initiation; mitotic G2 DNA damage checkpoint signaling. The record is from RefSeq and is a predicted model, not a curated record. NCBI's taxonomy places the organism in Eukaryota, Metazoa, Arthropoda, Insecta, Diptera, Calliphoridae. Bases 10 to 4497 code for a protein of 1495 amino acids. The transcript is spliced from 5 exons.
ACAUUUUAAAUGAGUUUGGACGAUACGAUUAAUGCAUAUUUUGUGGCCACAAAUAAUGCAUCAGAUGAAGAUAAAGCCCACAAAGACUUUAAAAGGGCAUUGGCGUACUUGCAAAAUCAUAUUCCUGAAGAUAAUAUACGUCAAAUAAAGGCAAGCGAAGGAUUUCCUUUGAUAGCCUCUGGUAGACUAUCAAAGAAAGAUGUUUUCAUAUUCGAUCGUUUCGAGGGCGAUUUCUUUCAACAACUGCAACAGACUAAAUCAAUUAUAAUUGGGCCCCCAUGCUUGACCAGCUGUUUAUUGAAAAACCAGGAGAUACCUUUGGGUACCAGCCCCGUGUUCACGGCGGCUAUGCGUGAUUUACAAAUAUCGGCCACGGGCAUUACACCUCAGGAGAAGGAGAAACUAAAGGGUUUGAUACAAUGGAUGGGUGGCCAUUAUUUUCAGAAUUUCAGUCGGUCUAUAACACAUUUAAUAUCGAAUACAAUUAAAUCGGCAAAAUAUGAACAUGCUACAUUGAAUGGCAUACCGGUGAUGCAUAUUGACUGGGUUCAGCGAGUUUGGGAGAGGAGUUGUGCUGCUGAGGAUAUUUCGGCAACAGAUGUGGAAUUUGAUAAAUACAAAUUGCCUAUAUUUUUUGGUACAAAUAUAACUUGUACCGGUUUGGAGAAUGAUAAAAAGAAUGAGGUUAUGCGCUUGGUCAACGAAAAUGGUGGUACCUAUCACCGAGCAUUUCGAUCUCAAUUGGUUGACAUUGUCAUAACCGAAAAAGAUAAAACGAAUUCGGAAAAAUAUGCGGCUGCAGUACGUUACAAAAAGGACAUACUCUUACCCGAAUGGAUAUUUGACAGCGUACAUAAAGGUUUUGCUCUGCCCACAAAACCAUACCAGGUGAAAUCAUUGAAAGUUUCAACGCCUACCAAGACAGAUCAAAGUAUAGCAGAUUUUACAGCUGCCGAUAAUACUCAUCUCUCUGAUAUAUCACGUAUAAGUACGGUGGGUUCUAAACGUUUCAAUCAUGAUGCAAGUACAGUUAAUGAUACUAUUUGCUCGGUUAUGAAUGAAACCCAAAAUGUUCCAACGUUUGUGGCACCAGCACCUGUAUCGAAAGAUUUGAAAAAGGAUCUAUUGAAAAAAGCAGGUGCGGGCACACACUACAAAUUGGUAUACGAAGAAAUAUGUCCGAAAAAGGCUAAGAAGGCAGGUAGCUUUUUAGAUGGCUGUUGUAUUUACUUGAGUGGUUUUCGUUCUGAAGAGAGAGAAAAAUUAAAUCGCAUUUUGAAUGUGGGUGGUGCUACGCGUUAUGAUGUGGUCAAUGAGAAAAUUACACAUAUAAUAGUGGGACAAUUUGAUGACAAUGAAUAUAAAUCCUGGAAAAAGGAUAAUUUGUUGACAGCGGUUAAUAUUGUACGUUUGGAUUGGCUACAGGAAAGCAUUAAACUUAAACAGCCAGCUAGUGAAGCCAUAUAUCGUGUUUCACUGCCCACUUCGCGUGAACCCGACGCUCCUUCUCCUUCCUCUAAAAAAACACUGCGUUCGAUGAACCACAGUUUUAAACAACCAGAAAAGCCCAUAAAAAAGAAAUUAUUCACAAAAGAUUCCGAAAAGGAUGAUGCAAAUGAAUUGCCUACAAAUUCUACCCUACAACCACCUAUAGCCUCAUCUACCGAACAUCCCGUGGAAGCAGACGAACAAGAUUUAAUUGCUCAAUAUUCACAAGAGAAUAUACCACAGGCUUCUAUACCUCUGCCGCAAACAUCUAUGCAUAAUGAUGAGUCAAUGGCUUAUCCAAUGGCUUCUUCAACACAACUUACCCCCAAUGAUCUAACACACCCACAACCUCCAGUCACUAAAGUACAGGCCAAUCCUUCAGAUUUAACCGAUGGUACUGGUAUUACCAUUGAUUAUGAGAAUUUAGAUUUUUUCCAAGGUUCAUCCUUGUACAUUGAUAAAGAUAAUUUCCCUGAAGAAUUCUACACACAAAUGAUAAGUGAAUGUGAAGCAGCUCAGGGCAAUGUCGUUCCAUCUACAUUUCGAGAUCCGGUUGAUUAUGCAAUUGUUUCAUUUGAAAAUACUUUCGAUCCAAGUCAAUUACCGGUUAAAGCCAGGCAUAUUGUAACAGAAUUAUAUGUGGAAAGUUGUAUGAAAACCAAUAAAUUAGUUCCCAUUGAAUAUUUCCACAAACACAUCCCACAUACUGCCGAUUCGCGGCCUCUGGAAGGCAUGACAAUUGUUAUUUCCAUUUACUCUCUAUUAGAGAGAGAUUUUAUUGAUUCGAUUGCUCAAUUAUUAGGAGCAAAUGUGAAUAAAACAUUUGUGAAAAAAGAAAAACCUUUAUUAAUAUGUCCUUCGGCUGAAGGAUCAAAAUAUGAAGGUGCCAUAAAAUGGCGUUACCCCGUAGUAACGUCUGAAUGGUUGCAACAAUGUGCAAAAGAAGGAAAGAAAGUUCCAUACACAUUGUAUUUAGUAGGCGAUAGUCCAGAUGAUUUCCCCAUAUCACCCACAUUAAGGGAGCGUAACACUAGUAAGACUGAACAUAAAGUAACUCCUACGACUCCCAUAACACCCGUUAAUAUGGAUGUGGAUGCUGUUGAAAACAAUGUAGAAAGCGUGGAAAAUUUACGACAAAAUAGCGUCAAUACAAAUACAACUGAAACAUUUACACCCUUAAGAAAUAAAAGAGUUUCUGAAUUGGCAGGACCUGGCAGAACCACUAGACAAUCGUUGUCAAACUCCACCAAUUUGGGUCCAGAAUCUCCACACACACCCACAAAUAAUUAUGCACAAGCUUCUUACAAUUUUGAUUUUAUGGAGCAGAUUUUGGGCGAAAUAGAAAACGAAGAAGAGCGCGAGUGUUUGAGGGAGGUUAUUAAUGAAAUGAAAAAUAAUCAAACUCCUGAACUGGAGCGCAUACGUAGACAGGCCUGUACUCCCAUUAAUCGCAAGUUACCAACACCUAAAGGUAUACCAGAUUUCUGUACUACACCAGAGUUUGAGAAGCGUAUGGCUGAUGAGUUUGAAAGGCGUUGGCGUUUGCCCACGAAAAAAAUGAAACCCGAUACUCCGAUUGAUGAAAUACGUAGACGUGUAAUGAGGGCUACAUGCAAGGCUAUGGGCAUACCCUACAGUGAUGAGGAUGAUGAAAAACCCGGAACUUCUUCAGGCAAGAAAUCUUCCAGACAAGUUUUAGAAUCAAAUGACACCACACCACUGAAUAAUAAGGUUACACGCAGUUCGACAAAAGCUCCUAGGUCCAUUUUUGCCCAUAACUCUCCGAAUAACAAUACUUCUGUCAAUAACAAUACUAACACCAACAAUACCUUCAAUUUACAAACUAAUGAAACUAGAAAAUCAGACACUUUUGUACCGUGUACUCAAAGUCCUAAUGGUUCUUUAACGAGACGUAGUAUGUCAAAUAACUCGCCAUCAUCUAGUGGUUUAGGUCAAAGAGCUUCAUUGGUGGGAAAGUCUACCAUUAAUUUUGAUAAAAUCAGUUUUGAAGAGACUAAUGUGGCAGAAAAUGCUACAACUUCAGCUGUUACUACAAAAUCUAGACCCUCGGUUAACGCCACAGCUUCACCAGAAAUUAAACAAAUUACUGAAUAUUUGCGUAACUGCGAUUCAAGGCGUCAGAGUUUAAAACGUACUCGGCAAAAUAUCGAUCGUCCUCAAUCGCCUGUCGAGUCUAUGGAAACUGAAGCCCACUACGUGCAACCUUUUGAAUCGGAACAAUUACAUACACAAGAUUUAGUCGGUUGGCGAGAUCCUGCUGAAUUUGGAGCACAAAGACGUUCGAAGAUUGUGGAAAAGACAAUGCAGUAUCAAGGUACCCCUCGAUUUAGUAUUUCCUGUUCUGAUGAAGAAACCAGAGACGAUGUUAUUGGUAAAAUAUUGCAAUUGGGAGGAGAGGUCUGCGAAAAUUUAGUUAAUUUCGAUCCAGAAUGCACCCAUUUUGUUUGUGAAAAACCGAAUCGUGGCGAAAAAAUGCUUGGUUGUAUUUCUUCUGGCAAAUGGGUUCUGAGCAUCAAGUACAUUGAGGAAUGUUUUGCCAAGGAUGUUUUCAUCGACGAAGAACUCUAUGAGUGGGGCAAUUGCAAAGCUCUCAAUUUGCCACAACUUUCAGCUGAUGAGCAGGUAAUUGCCUCAGCAGCCCAUCGUUGGCGCAAACAAUUAGCGCCAGAUGUUCAUGGCAAUCGAAAUGGCGCAUUUACCAGCAUCAAAGCUAUUUUACGUAUUUCAAACCGUAACAUAGCUGCUCUCAAGAAUGUCAUAAAAGCCGGCAAAGGUGAGAUUGUUGAAGCAUCGUCUCCCUACUCUGGCUGUGAGCUAUCAUCAACAGCCUCUCAUUGUUUUGUCGAUGUUAAGAAGUGUCCCCUAAAUGUUGAAGACUAUCAAUUUCUUAAGAAUCAUGAUAUAUUUGUUUUGUCUCAAAUGUACAUUAAUGCCUUCUUGAUGAAUGGCGCUGAUGUUGAUAUGUCUAAAUAUGAGAUUACUAUGUAGAAAUUUAUAGUACACGAUUGAAUCGUCCCCUUAAUAAAACAAUAGUGUAUAAUUUUUUUGCCAUUUCGAAAUAAUUGGGUUUAAAAUUUUUGUAUUAGUAGACAUCUGUAACAAAAGUUAUAUUUUAAUUAAUCUUUUGACCCACUAUGUGGAAGUAGAAUUUUACCAAAUUUUUACCACAUAUAGAAUCAGUUAUGUAGAUUCUUAUUAUGCAAUAAGGGGACGAUAUGGAAUCAUGUAACGUACUGAUUGUUGUAAUAUUAAAAUUUAUUGUCAUUUUAUAAGUUCGUUUAAAUCAUAUUGUCAUAAAGAUAUCACUUUUUGUAUUAUCUAUGGUUAGUAUUUAAUGUUAAUAAAAAUGUUUUUUUUUCGGCAAAAA